AUGAUAGCAAGGGCUGGAGAGAGUUCGCUCUCCCAUGUCUCGUUUAGCCGUACGCUUGUGACUUUUUGCCUCUUAUCCGUCGCCAUUUCAAAGUCAACACUACAGAUUGAGGCAGCUGAUAAUAAUCAGGGGAACAGGCCUGUAUGGCCAGCGCAUGGGGGGCUGGAACAUCUUGGCACCGUUGGAUCCCUCGGAAAGCAGCCUUUGGAUCCUGAGAAAGAUACUGUCGACGGGUUUACACUCUAUGGUCGAUAUUCUGCUGGACAUGCAGCUACUGAAACAGCUUCCAUAACGGGGGCACUACCUCCUUACGGAACAUUUCCGCAUCCGACUGUUAAUAUCGGUUUGAGCUCAUUAGGGACCCCAGCGGCUACGACGGCGCAGUUUUCCUCUGGGCACAGCCGGCCGGCAGAGGUACUUUAUGGUCAAGGGAGGCAUUCAGUCGGUGCUCACGGCGAACAGCAGCUCCCGGGGUGGGGUUUGGCCCAGCAGCUGUCUACAUCAGCGCCUCAAAGCCUGCCGACUUCACAUGCUUGGCCCAACGAAGAGCAGCAGGAUAAAAAGGAUUCUAGCGGUCCCAUUGCAUUGUCUGCAUUGGGAAACGGCAAGAUAGGUGUCCUCUCUUCGGUUUUUGCAGAACCACCUACGACACCUGGAUUCCAGAACUACAGGCAAUACUUGGGUGGAUCUACGGACAAGAGUGAUGAUAGAAACAAACGAGAGCAUUUUAUAGGGCCCUUCGGUGAGAGAGGAGGUGACUCUGUCGCACCGCAUGAGAAUGUAGAAGUCCACCUUGCACGACUCUCUGAUGGCUCUCUACCCCUCGGAAAGCGUCCUCUCAAGAGGGCAGGUGACAAACAUUCGACCAAGAAAAGACGCGCAGAGCCUUUCAGGGCAUGGAGGGGUGCACAGAGCAACAAUGUGCUGGUGAUCACUCUUGGAGAUACAACGUUGUUCCAAGGCCUCUGCAUAGGAGAAGAAAAAUCUAACGAUUCACGAUUGCCCUGUGGGACCGCCUACCCUGGUGUUGCAACCCUCGCGCUGCACCUCGCGGAUGGACCACCUGCAAAGGACGCUAGACGAGGCUCUCAUGGGUUUCCUAUGCAACCGGCAGUGCUACUUUCAACAUCAGUUGGUACAGGUGUUGAAGGGGCUUCUUCAGUUGUACAGAAUCUCCUUGAGAGAGCAUGGAACGCGCGAGGAAACGAGGAUUGUGACAGUCUGAACGGUGGAAAUUUUCACUGGGGAAUGCAGCCUGUCGAGUACUUCUCAAGGGACACAGCAACUCGUGAGGCGUCUGCCCUCAUAUCAACAGUCGAUGUGCUCAUUGCAGACAGCGAGCACUCGCGAGGAAUUGACCAGGAAACAAAAGUGGUGUACCUUGGUAGUUCUCGUGCUUCGGAGUAUGCUACGAUUGCGGCCAUGGUGGCAUCAGAGCCAAGCAAAUUGAUCGGUGCUUACCUGACGAUCGCGGCAGAGGCAAACAGCACAAGUAGGAAAAUCAGGGAUCUGAGCAGGAAGCUUCGUGGAGAACCGGUAGUAGAGUUUGUCUUCAGGCGUGACACUCGGUCAAUGAGAGGUGUACGGCUGGACUUUUCCGUAACCCUUGCUGGACCGCACUUUACUGACACUACUGUGCUUCAAGUUCCUGCUGAGAUGAUGGCAGCUGUUGCAAACGAGAUUGCGACUCGCUUAAGGCACGUGGUGGACAAAUUUUUGUGGACCGCGUUUGAUGAGAGAACCUCGAGCUCGCCAAGGCCUUUGUCUCCCGAGUUGCCGGUCUUGUUCGUCCGGAUUCAGCGAGUCAGGCUAGUUCGAGAUAUGGCUGCGAGCCGUGGACAAGUAGUUGAUGUGGAGCUAGCAUCCCAUACAGGAGACCCGAUGGUUGACCUUGGGGUCCCAAUUGUACUAUAUACAACUGCUAUUGGGGCAGCUUUCCAAGCCUACCUCUUGGGUCACUUGAAGAGCUCUGGCCUGGCUAACAUCAUUCGCCAGGCCAUUGUAGAUGUGCGUUCAUUGGGGCCUCUGCACCAGCCUGCAUUAGCCGGCCACGUUACAGCCCUUCGUGACGACGUCAGCCGCCUGCAUGAGUGGCUAAAACGUGCUGGCCCCGAAUGGCCGAUUACCACAAACAUAGGAAGUUUAUUGGGCCUGCUCUUUAAGUCUCAUGAGGUGGCAUCCGGAUUGCAAGGGAAGUGUAACACCGCUGUCGCUUCCCUUGACCUAAGCUUGGAUGAUCCAUUGCUGGGUUUUGCAACAAUGUUUUGCCAGCUAUAUCCGCAGACAUAUUAUCCGUCUUUGGCGGGGAAAGAGGAGUUGGAGUCAUACAGUCUACAAGUUGGCCAGACGCUUCGUCGUAUACUUUCAGGAAGCAGUGUGCGCGGUGAGUCUCGGGGAUUACCAGAACUCUCUCAGGAGUCUUUUGACAGCGAUAAUAGGACACAGAGUCGACGUCUGGCUGUAGAGGAUGAGUCCGGGGGUGACGAGUUCGAAAAUUAUGGAACUGCUGACGAUUCAGAAGAGAAUUCUGAGGAAUGGAGGUCAGAUCCGUCGAAUGGACAAUCGACUGAGAAUCAAGCCAGCCAGUUCGCAGCGCGGCAAGAAGAGCAUCAAGACAAUUUUGCCGUCGCGGAUCAUUCACGAAAUCCGCAUAUUUCCGUUUUGUCGGUUAUGGCUGACGAUGACCUCUAUGAAUCAGAGAACAUCACUUCUACCCCCAGUGAUACCAUUGUUGAGAAUUUACCGGAUACCAACGCUCAUGUGGCUAGAGAGUCCUCGCAGCAGCAUGAUGGUAGAAGAACCAGGUCACGGGCAGCCACUUUUGCACAGGAUAAUUCCACAGGCUACAAGGAGGACACCUCAGGUGCAACUCAAGUGGCACCAGGAAAUCCCGUUGAAGGUCUCUCUAUUCCUGUUACAAAUCCCCAAAAGCUGAUGAUUCACCAGGAAAGGAAAGGAGGCAGCAGCAAGAUAGGGAACGAGGCAGGCGAUCAGCGUGCAUUCCAGGAGCUUCAGCGUGAAUUGGAAUUUCAGAGACGAAAACAGCAAGAGCUCUUAGAACGAGUUGAGGCUCAGCUGAAAGAGCAAUUGAAAAAGCGCAUCACAGAUCAGUCGAAUCGAGUAGAUAUAGCUGAUCCAAGUGGCAACGUGCUUAGACGGCACAGCAAGCCCUCGGGCCCUACCAGGAAGCAAGUUUCUCAGACACCACCAGUAACGUUCCCCGGCAUCAACGUACCCCAGGAGGGUGAUAAAGCAAUUGAGCAGUUGAUAAUGUCUCUGGAGCGAAAUGCAAACAAAGAAUCGGGUCACAUGCAGGCAGUUGGUGAUCGUAGCGAGUCUGCAAGGACGAGGCGCACAUUAACAGAGCGCUACGGGCCGUUGUUCUUGAACCUUGUUGGAUUUUUGUUAAAUGAUGAUAUGCUGGAGGAUUUGAUCUCAGUAGCGAACUGGCAUGUGAACCCCAAAGCGUACAGAUCUAUAUGCAGGCAGAGCAAGUUCUCCCUGUUUUAUCUCACCAAAAAAGCAGGUCAGUCCUUUUGA
Messenger RNA from Cyclospora cayetanensis, 3540 nucleotides. RefSeq lists its product as uncharacterized. The transcript is spliced from 8 exons. NCBI's taxonomy places the organism in Eukaryota, Apicomplexa, Conoidasida, Eucoccidiorida, Eimeriidae. Bases 1 to 3540 code for a protein of 1179 amino acids. The record is from RefSeq and is a predicted model, not a curated record.